UCAUCAUCAUCAUCACCGAAACUUCACUUCGCAAAGCUCGCACUCUCAGAUUACACUGCUGAAACAAUCUUGUCGAGAUGGUGUCGUCGAGCGCUCUGAUGGCGUCCCUGAAAGCCCUGCUCGUGUCGGCCGGCGCGGUGUCCAUCGCCGCCGUCGCCCUCCGAGCCGCCUCCGCUCCAUCGACCUCCGCCGACCCUCUGGCCCCUCGGAUGCCUCCCGCUCUGGGCUCGCUCCUCUCGUGGUUCAGGCCCCCGUACCUCUUCGUCGUCGUCAACGGCAUCAUCUUAGCCAUCGCCGCCACCUCCAGGUGCUUCCACCGCCCGCAGCCGGAGGCUGCCGCCCCGGAGAGGAUCGCGGUCGUGGAGGCACCUUCGCAGCAAGCGCCGCCGCCGCCGCCGGUGGAGGCGGAGGCUUUCGACGAGUACAGGGUUUUCGAGGAGAAGAGAGUGGUAGUGGUGGAGGGGAAUGGCGUGGGAUUCGGGGGCGGAGAUGGAUAUAACGGCGACUGCGAAGGGGAGAGGAAGGUGGCGUUCGGGAGGUCCGCGUCGACGCCGCGGAAGCGGGCGGACUCGUCGGAGAAAGCUCCGGUUUCGCCGAGGCUCGUCCGCCGGAAAGCUGCCAACGGCGACCGCCUUCAAGUGGGCAAAGUUUCGAGAAAAGGCUUGAGGAGAUCGAACGAGAGCAUGGAGAACGUAUGGAAAGCAAUAGUCGAGGCGGGGGCAGCAAAGCCGACCAAGUGGCCCAUGAAAGUGGACGACGCCGACCAUCGGAGCAGCUUGUUGGGGUCGCCGCCGCCGCCGCCGUCGCCGUCGCCUUCGAUGCAGAAAUCAGCGACGUUUAAGGAUCGCGCCAUUCAGCUGAGGAAGGAGCUGAGCCCGGACGAGCUCAACCAUCGGGUCGAGGCAUUCAUCAACAAGUUCAACGAAGAAAUGAGGCUACAAAAACAGGAGUCGUCAAAUCAAUUUGAGGAGAUGAUUAGCCGUGGAACGUAGGGCCAUGGAAUAUGCCAUAGGAGUGAGCAAAGUGAAAGGUUUGAUGAGAAGAAUGAAUUUCUUUUUUCUUUUUUUUUUUUUUUUGUGAAAACAUAGUGGGAGGAAAUGAUGAUUUUUUCUUUUUUUUCAUUUUCCCUUGGGGCCUAAGUUUGUGAAAAUUGUUUCUAAUAGGUCCAAAGAUAGCUAUGAUUUUUUCUUUGUUCUUAGGAUACCAAAACCUUUUUUGGGGGGCUUUUUGUGGGGUUGAAGCGAAUUCUUGUACAGGAAAGAUGGAAAAACCAUAUAUGUUUAUUCAAAGGUAAAAUAGAAAAAAAUAUAUAUCUUUACUUU
Molecule: messenger RNA, 1322 nt
Organism: Eucalyptus grandis
Lineage: Eukaryota; Viridiplantae; Streptophyta; Magnoliopsida; Myrtales; Myrtaceae
Exons: 2
Coding region: 78-992 (304 amino acids)
Source: RefSeq, a predicted model, not a curated record